AAAAAAGUAACCCAGGUGAACCAUGGUGAAACCAACAGUCACUCUGAUGUGCUGAACCUUUGCCGUUUGCCGUUGGCUCCGGGUUGCAGUUGGCUUCAACCGGUGCGCAUGCCGUGGGGAAGACGUGGUGGCGUUCUCCGAAUUGCGAUCGUGGCAGGCAUCGGAGUGCUCCCUGCACUUCGCACCAUGGCAGCCUGUCCGGAAAAGAGGCCCAAGUUGACCCCAAAGCUUGACUCGAAAGUCUUUGGGAAGUGGUACUGGGAGGUGAAAGAGCUGGCUGCGUUUCUCAGAGAGCAAGGCCUCUCCAGCAGCGGCCUCAAGGCCGACCUCACCCAGCGAGUUUCUGACUUCCUACGUACGGGCCGCGUUGCAGAGAGACGGGUUGCAGCUGGCAAGGGACCUCGAGAUAGCGCGAUUCCGGGGGGAUUGAAGGUGAGUACCCCGGUGGAAAACUACAACAACGAUGCUGCCACCCGAAGUUUCUUUGAAAAGCACGUGGAGGGCUUCCGUUUCAAUGAGUACCUCCGCAGCUUUUCGAAAGGAGUCCCCGAGGGCCAAAAACUGACCUAUGGUGAUUUGAUUGAAGGUUGGAAGAAAGCUGAGAAGGAGCGCAGUGAAGGGAAGCAGGAGAUUGGCAAACAGUUCGAGUACAACCAGUUCACGCGCGACUUCUUCGCCGCCAACCCUGGCAGCUCCCGAAAGGAGAUGAUGGACGCCUGGAGAGCCAUCCGCAAUUGUGAAGGUCCAAACACCUACAAGGAAUUUCUGCGGCUCAACCGUGCCGGGGGCAGCUAGUAGCUGUUUCGUGACAACAGCGUGCCCAACCCUUGGCAAAGAAA
Cladocopium goreaui is the source of this 839-nucleotide messenger RNA. NCBI's taxonomy places the organism in Eukaryota, Dinophyceae, Suessiales, Symbiodiniaceae. The record is from the annotation of a GenBank genome assembly.